AUGGCCGCAGAACACCAUGGCCAUGGCAGGCCUGCUGCCGCUGCCGCUCCGAACGCCCCGCCUCCCUCCACGCUAGCUGCGCAGCUGGUCGAAAAUAUCUCGGCGUCGUCAAAGUCGACGCGGUCCGACGAGAACGCCGAGCUGAAGCGGCUGUUCGCCGUCAUCGAGAAGGUCAAGAACAAGCCCGACCUGCUCAAGGACGCCGGGCAGCGGACGGAGCACAACCACAUGCUCAUCUACGUCUACGCCCGCGUCGUCCUCGAAGGCAUCAAGCUCGACGACCCGUUUGCCGACCGGAACCACCUGCGGAGCGAGGCGCUCAAGGCAAUCGACUUCCUCAAGGUCACGAUCGAAGAGACGCCCAACGUCUUGAACCACACCACGGACGGGAAACAAUUUGUGUUCCGCGGGGAGGAGCCACUCUGGGUAUGGGUUUUCCCCAAGGUCCUCAGGUUGCUGGGGCACUCUCGCUGCCUCGACCUGACGGCCCCUAUCGAGGGCUUCUUCCAGUUCGUGCUUCUCGCGGUGAUCCGCGCGGGGUCGACGUGGAAGCUGCUCUCGUCCAUGAUCUUGUACCUGCGCGAGACCAGCAGUGCCCUUCUGAGCCGCCUGCAAGAAACGGUACCGAAUGUGACUGGAAGGGACGUUUCCAUAGAUAUCACACUGCCUUCGGCCGCUACACUGGAGCUCUUAUUGGGGAAACCCGGCACCCUCUUUGUCCAACAGACCACAUACACCGUCCAGCAUGUCUCGCAGGCCCUUUUUCAGGCUACGGCAUUGAUAUCCGCCUUGGCACACCCUUUAAUAUCCAAAAAUUCGAGUAUCAUAUCGCGACCAUCGCUGUCGGAGCUGACGCCUUGGCUACUCGAUUCCUUGCUUUCCAUCCGUGCUGUACAAAAUACCUGGCAAGCUGUUGCUCCCAGCCCUAGAGCCGACUUGCUAAAAAUUUCGCUCAAUCUGCUCCCCAACAAGCCUUCUCCUGUAAGGACAUCGCUGGCCUCGCAAAAGGCGUACACAUUGCUGGCGUUACUCUGCGCCGAGAUUUCCGCGCAUCCCGACGAGAUCCUGGGGAUUGAUGAACAGAGUCUGGCGGCGAGGAAGACACUGUCCCUGGCUCUCAUACGUCUGGCGCACGCGUCGCUCGUAGAUCGAGAGAUUGGCAGAAUAGCGGCUCCGAAAAUCGUCUUCCCGCUCGAGCUGGUGUGCUCCGAGGUCCAUUCGAUGGGUGAUGCCUAUGAUUUCCUGGUAUUCCUGAAACAGGCAUCCGCCUCCAUCGUGCCAGAGUCUCUUGACCCUGAAACACAGCCAGCAUGCUUCACCGAUGCUGAACUUCGCCAGGCUGUCGAAGAUCUUGGCAUCGGAGACCAUUCCGCCGAGGAAAGAGAGCCUGUAUCCAAGCGCAGGAAAGUCUCUUUGGGCGCCGGCGAGCUUGACGAUUUGACCGCACGGCUCUACAAAGUUCUCCAGGCAGACUCUAUUCCCGAUAAUGGGGCUUUGGAGCAUGCCUUCCUAAACCACUAUCCAGGACUAAGCGAAGAGGACCAGUGUAUAGCUAUCGACCUUGUCGCCCGCACAUGCUGUGUUGUGGAUAUGGUUGCCACGUACAAUGAGUCGAGCCCGAAGAGCAAGUGGCUCCGAUGCGUGUUGUGUGAUCGAAAACCUAGAAGCACCAAGAAACCCAAGAUCGUUACGGCUCAAGAGAAAAGCGACGCGCAGUCAAUUUUUACAAAGCUCAUCCACCUUGACUCGUUCAAGGAGUCAAGGCGACCAAGAGUCGUUGCCAUGAUUGCAAUGAGGCGGAUCAUCAACCACGCCGAUACCACACAACUAAUCGACAUUGAGACGUCUCCUCUGGGACAAUGGUGUCUACAAAGCUUACAUAGCUCGGUUAGAGAGCUUCGGAUUGCUUCAGGACGCGCUCUCCCUCUCUUCCUGGAAGAUACCAAUUCAAAUACAGUCGAUGUCGCUGUAGUCGAGCGUAACCGAAAGAACGCACUCAGCUUGCUCAAAGCUGCCUCGGAAACUGACGCGGUCAUAUUUCAUGAGAGUGGAAUUCUGGCCUGGAGCCAGCUUGGACGGGUCGUGACUGGGGAUGAGCUCAACCUUGUGCUGCACAAGCUGCUGGAGUACCUUGGCAGCAGCAACAGUCUGAUCGCAGCCUGUGCAUUCAACGAGAUUCUUGGCCUUGCAGCUGCACUGAAUACAACACCCCGUCGAUUGUUUGAGCCCUUUUGGAGGAACCUGGCGUACUUCGCUGUUAAGGACAUGAUUUCUCGGCCGCAGAUGACUCGUGCGAUUGCCGACCUGCUGCAGAUAUCUGUCACCGAUUUCCUUCUGCUUGUCCAGACACACGCGAUGCCGUGGUUGGUCUUGAUGAAGAAGAAAGACGUUAUCCAAAAGAUUGCCGAAGCACGGGGCGAAAAGGACGUAUGGGUCCCUAUCCUGGACACCGCAAAUGCUGGCCCUAUUCUUGCGCUGCUGCUCGUGCAAGAUGUGCGCAAUAUUGAGCAGUUUGUCAUGUCAAGACUAAUCGAAGUUGCUUCUCAUCUGGAGUCCUUUAGCCUGAUUGAGCUGAUGCAAGCAGAGGUCGUCACCAUCGUCCUUGAGUUGUUGAAGGCAGCCGGCGAGGCGGAUGAAGCCCGAAAACCACGGAUUAUCGAAGCACUCACAUCCUUUUGCUCCAUGAUGGCGGUGGCAAACAAGGAGUCGAAAUCGAAAAAGGGAAACAUCAUCGGAAGGUUCCUUCAAUCAUAUAUUCUCGGUCUCAUGGCCCGACUCGCGGAUGUUAUCAACGACAUGCCCCUCGUGUCGCCUCCAGUCGAGGAGCAGAGGCGAUGCGUACGGGCUAUGGAGGAGAUGAUUAGACUUUGCAAAGACUAUGUGCGCAUUGCGCGGCCUCAGAUAUCCGCAUGCCUGUUGUCAGCUUUGGCCCAAGACGAUUUGAGAGAAGCGGCGUUCUCUUGCUGGGCAGCUCUGCUCACGAAUCUCGAGUCGGAAGACGUCGAGGUAUUGCUCGAAACGACGUUCUUCGUCAUCGGUCACUACUGGCCCUUGUUCAAUGACAAGACUCGACAGAUGGCUAAAUCCUUGAUCACAACGCUGAUUGCGGAGUUCGAUUUAGUCCUCAGCGAGAACAUUAGCAAACUACCGUCCCUGGCCCAUGUACCAGAGCUGGCGGAUAUCGAAGCGCAGCUGAGCGCAAUGCGUCCAGCACUUGAUAGCAGGAGAGCAUUUGCCCUGUUUUCCGAGCGCAUAUCCCACGAAAACUCGGGUGUGGUAUUGCAGGCAUUGACCGAACUCGAGACCUAUCUUAAGCAAAGCGGGGGGUUUCUUCAGACUUCGGCAAUCAGCCAACAACCAGAUCCAGUCGUCGCCGCCAUGCUUCGAGCCCUGCUUGACUGUGCUUCAAAGUAUAGUUCUAUGCAGCUUGAUAUUGCCAGUCUCUGCACGCAGUGCAUCGGGCUUGUAGGCUGUCUAGACUCUAACAGGGUCGAGGCGCCCCGCAAACAGAAGUCGAUGGUUAUCUUGAGCAAUUUUGAAAACGCAGACGAGACGACCGACUUCGUGCUAUUCAUACUGGAGCAUAUUCUGGUUAGGGCGUUCUUGUCCACGACGGACACCAAACUUCAGGGCUUCCUGUCGUUCGCCAUGCAAGAACUACUCGAGAGAGUUGAUAUCGCGGCGGCGUGUGCGAUGAAGAAAACCGGCGGGAGGGAUGGUGGCACCAUCUACAGAAAGUGGCUAGCCCUGCCGGAGAGCGUCCGCAUGAUCCUUACGCCAUUUCUCUCGUCCAAGUAUCUCCUGACACCCAUGAACGUGGCCCCAGUCGAGUACCCCAUCUUCCGGCCAGGCAAGCCCUACGGAAACUGGAUGCGCUCGUUCAACAUGGAUCUCCUGCGCAAGGGACAGAACGGGCAUGCGGACCUGAUCUUUGACCCGUUAUGCCGCACCAUUCGAGUCAAGGAUUUGGCGGUAGCGGAAUUUUUGCUGCCUUAUCUUGUUCUGCACGUCAUCAUAGGUCACCGAAGUUCGCGUCAGGAGCGUGAUAAUGCCAUAGGUGAACUCGUUGGCAUUCUUCAGCAUCAACCCGCAGAAGACGCUCCACAUUCCGAACGAGCGGAUAUGAAGCUGUUCUGCGAGGCCGUCUUCCGGGUUCUCGAUUACGCGAGCAGGUGGCUUCAAGAGAAGAAUGCCAGGCGCAAGACCGAUCAUGACUUGCCCGCCAUUGCACGUGUUGAGCACCUGCUAAGUACGAUUCCGCCGGUGCUCAUAUCCCAACGUGCGAUGGACUGCAAAGAAUACCCCCGUGCGCUCUUCCAUCUCGAACAGCAUGCUCAACAAAUGGAGGUCGAGAAGAGCGAUCCAAGACAGAAAACGCUCCUCCUCGAGCAGCUACAGGAUAUUUAUACCCAAAUUGACGAGCCCGACGGGCUAGAGGGCAUUUCGGCUCAUCUCCACGUUCUCGACAUCAACCAGCAGAUCCUUAGUCACAAGAAAGCGGGUAGAUACACGGCCGCCCAGACGUGGUACGAGAUCAAGUUGGCGGAAGAGCCUGACAAUAUCGAUGUGCAAGCUGACCUCCUCAACUGCUUGAAACAAUCUGGUCAACAUGAUGUGCUGCUCAACUACGUGGAAGGCAUGCGGACGGAUCCUUCGACAGAGAACAAGAUUGUCCCCUUCGCCGUCGAGGCAGCUUGGGCCACGCGGAGAUGGGAUACGUUGUCCAAGUACACCAGUCGGUUCCACGGCAGUCCCUUGGAAGACUUCAACGUCAGCAUCGCGAAGCUGUUCGACGCACUACAUCAAAGAGGCGCCAACAGCGAGACUUUCCCCCGAAUGCUGCAGAGUAUGAGAGAGAAAAUUGCUUCCGCCAUGACUCACUCAGCAACCUCGUCUCUGCAGGCCUGUCACGACCUCAGACUCAGAUGUCAUGUGCUUACUGACCUGGAAAUAAUUGCCGGGAGUCCAGCCUCUGAAAACGAGGCACACCAAGAAGUGCUAAAGGUGCUGAAUCGCCGCCUGGAGGUCCUCGGGGCGUAUGUCAGCGACAAGCAGUAUCUGCUGGGCAUCCGCAGAGCAGCCAUGGAGCUUUCGCGGCCCAAGUUCUCCGAUCUGGACAUCUCAUCUCUCUGGCUGUCGAGCGCUCGAUUGGCCAGGAAGGCCAACUCAGCCCACCAGUCGUUCAACGCUGUACUUCACGCCUCUCAACUUGGCGAUGGAGCGGCAGUCAUCGAGAACGCUCGGCUGUUGUGGAAAGAUGGCCAUACUCGCAAGGCUAUCCAAGUCCUGCAAGGCGCCAUAGAAUCCAACAACUUCAUGACGCAGACCAACAGUUCUUCCUCCAUCCGGGGCAUGGAUGCCCAGCAAAGACAGCUGACGGCCAGAGCGCAGCUGAUGCUCGCCAAAUGGCUGGACGCCGCCGGCCAGACGAACCACGCCACUCUACUUGAAAAAUACCAGCAGCCCCCCAAAACCGCGUCAAGUUGGGAAAAGGGACACUACUACCUGGGACGCUAUUACAAAAAAGUGCUGGAAUCCGAAAAGACACUCAAGCCGGACGACCAAAGCGAUCCCUGCAUCCAGGGAGAAUACACCAGGCUCAUUAUCGAAAACUACCUGCGGUCACUGAAUUACGGCACCAAAUAUCUCUACCAGACCUUGCCGAGAAUCCUCACGCUGUGGCUCGAGUUCGGAGCACAGGUCGACAAGGCCCCCGAAGGCAAGGUCUCGCUGUCCCGUGAGCUCCAUAGGAGGCGAACGGAGCAGCUGAACCUCCUCCACCAGUUCCUCGACAAGUACAUUGUACGGCUUCCGGCGUACAUCUUUUACACGGCGCUUCCCCAGAUCGUGGCGAGAAUAGCCCAUCACAACUCAAGCGUCUACGAGCGGCUGAUGCACAUUGUUAUCAAGGUUGUGGAGUCGCAUCCUCGGCAAGCUCUCUGGAGCCUGUUCGGCAUUAUGACAACGCGGCAAGCGUCGGAGCGCAAGGCGCGAGGGCAACAGAUCCUGCAGACGCUUCGGGGGAUUUCUCGCAAGGUCGAUGGCGGCAGCUAUGACCUCAAGACGCUUCUGAGGAUGGGCGAGAAGCUCGCGGAGCAGCUUUUGCUGGCGUGCAACAACGGAGACUUCCAGAGCAACAGGACAACGGUGGCGAGCAUCACGCGGGAUCUGAACUUCAACCACAAAUGCACGCCCUGCCCCCUGGUGGUGCCGAUCGAGUCGUGCCUGACGGCUGCUCUACCGACGCUGACGGACAACGUCAAGAAGCACAAGGCGUUUGCGCACGACGUCAUCACAAUCGACUCGUUCCUGGACGAAGUGCUGGUUCUUGGGUCUCUGGCCAAGCCACGACGGCUUACGGCUCGCGGAACGGACGGAAGGAACUACAUGCUCAUGAUCAAGCCCAAGGACGAUCUUCGCACCGACCAGCGGCUGAUGGAGUUUAACAGCAUGAUCAACCGGUCGUUGAAGCGGGAUCCCGAGGCCAGCAGGCGGCAGCUGUACAUCAAAACGUACGCGGUGGUGCCGUUGAACGAAGAGUGCGGCAUCAUCGAGUGGGUGGACGGGCUGAAGACGCUGCGGGAGAUUCUCCUGGAGCAGUACAAGACUCGGUCGGUGCACCCGGACUACAACCAGAUCAAACGGAUGAUGGCUGAGGCAGUGACGGGACCGAACAACAUCAAGAUGUUCACCGAGGGCGUGCUAGGGACGUUCCCGGCGGUGCUGCAGCAUUGGUUCGUGCAGCGGUUCCCUCAUCCUUCGACAUGGUUUUCGGCGCGGCUCAGGUACACGCGGUCUUGCGCCGUCAUGUCGAUGGUGGGCACGAUUUUGGGACUCGGGGACCGGCACGGCGAGAACGUGCUCUUGGAACGCGACAACGGCGGCAUCUUCCACGUGGACUUCAACUGCCUCUUCGACAAGGGCUUGACGUUUGCGCAACCGGAGAGGGUUCCGUUCCGGUUGACGCACAACAUGGUGGCGGCGAUGGGGAUUUACGGGUACGAAGGCCCGUUCCGGCACUGCAGCGAGCUCACGCUGGGGAUCCUCCGGCAACAGGAGGAGACGUUGAUGACGAUCCUCGAGGCGUUCAUCUACGACCCCACGCUCGACCUGCAGAAGGAGAAGAAGACGAGCCGUAGGCAGGACGGGGCGCCGCGGAUGCAGCCGCAGCUUGUGGUGGACAGCAUCAAGCGGAAAGUCAAGGGGCUGAUGGGGCACGACACGAUCCCGUUGGGUGUGGAGGGACAGGUGGAAGAGCUGAUCAAGCAGGCCGUCGACCCGAGGAACCUGGCGGCCAUGUACAUUGGGUGGUGUCCGUUCUUGUGA
Colletotrichum graminicola M1.001 is the source of this 7326-nucleotide messenger RNA. RefSeq names its product phosphatidylinositol 3. Gene Ontology annotation, molecular function: protein binding; protein serine/threonine kinase activity. The record is from RefSeq and is a predicted model, not a curated record. Gene Ontology annotation, cellular component: nucleus. Gene Ontology annotation, biological process: telomere maintenance; DNA damage checkpoint signaling; protein phosphorylation. The transcript has 12 exons. Bases 1 to 7326 code for a protein of 2441 amino acids. Lineage: Eukaryota; Fungi; Ascomycota; Sordariomycetes; Glomerellales; Glomerellaceae.